Molecule: messenger RNA, 1500 nt
Organism: Penicillium antarcticum
Lineage: Eukaryota; Fungi; Ascomycota; Eurotiomycetes; Eurotiales; Aspergillaceae
Exons: 9
Coding region: 1-1500 (499 amino acids)
Cellular component (GO): cytoplasm; nucleus
Molecular function (GO): mRNA binding
Source: RefSeq, a predicted model, not a curated record
AUGUCUGACUAUCCACAGCGCGAGAGAUCUCGCUCGCCUCGUCGUCGUCCUUCUCGCAGCCCCCGACGUGCCCGUCGUUCGUACUCGCCUCGCAGUCGCUCUCGCAGCCGUGGUGACCGUGGUGACCGUGGUGACCGUGACGAAUACCGUCGUACCGAUCGCCGUUCUCCCGAACGUCGCUCUCGCUCCCCAUUGAGCAACUCAGGUGCUGCUGGACCGUCGGGCUCGCCUUACGGUGGACGCAGUGGUUAUCCGCCUGCCAGAUUUGAGGAUCGCACCGUCGCUAAAGAAAACAUGAUGCAAACCGUUCGCGAUUCGUCCCAGCAAGACCGUCGGGUCUAUGUGGGCAACCUUUCCUACGAUGUCAAGUGGCAUCACCUCAAAGAUUUUAUGAGACAGGCUGGAGAAGUUCUCUUUGCCGAUGUUUUGCUUCUUCCUAAUGGAAUGUCGAAGGGAUGCGGGAUUGUGGAAUACGCUACCAGGGAGCAAGCACAGAACGCUGUCAACACGCUUAGCAACCAGAACCUGAUGGGUCGUCUUGUUUACGUCCGCGAGGACCGCGAGGCCGAGCCCCGUUUCGUCGGGGGUCCUCCUCGAGGUGAUUUCGGCGGCCCCGGUCGUGGUGGAUUUGGUGGUGGUGGCGGUGGUUUCGGCGGUGCUCCUGGCAACGCUGGCCGUCAAAUCUAUGUUUCAAACCUUCCAUUCAACGUUGGCUGGCAAGACCUGAAGGAUCUGUUCCGCCAAGCUGCUCAGCAGGGUGCCGUCAUUCGUGCCGAUGUGCACACCGACCCCAGUGGACGCCCCAAGGGGUCUGGUAUCGUUGCUUUCGAGUCUCCCGAUGAUGCCCGGAACGCCAUUGCUCAGUUCAACGGUUACGACUGGCAGGGCCGCAACCUUGAGGUUCGUGAGGACCGCUUCGCUGGUGGCGGUCCCGGUGGCAACUUUGGUGGACGCGGCGGCUUCGGUGGUGGCUUCGGCGGCCGCGGCGGUUUCGGCGGCCCUCCUGGCCGUGGUGGCUUUGGUGGCCGCGGUGGAUUUGGCGGCGGCUUUGGUGGCCGUGGCGGCUUCAGCGGUCCCCCCGGUGGUUUCCCCGGUGGUGGUUUCGACCACGGCGGUGCUCCGGUUGCCUCGGCUCCUCCUAACCCUUUCACUGACUUUGCCACGUCCAACGGUGACAAGAGCGGUGGCAUCUAUGUUCGCAACCUGCCCUGGUCUACCUGCAACGAUGAUCUGAUUGAUCUGUUCUCUACCAUUGGCAAGGUUGACCGUGCCGAGAUUCAGUAUGAGCCCAACGGCCGCUCCCGCGGUACUGGUGUCGUCCAAUUCGAUACCGCAGACACAGCAGAGACUGCCAUUUCCAAGUUCUCCGGCUAUCAGUACGGUGGUCGUCCCCUUGGCAUCACUUUUGUCAAGUACAUGACUCCCAACGCCCCUCACGACGACAUGAUGGAGACUCAGCAGGAGCACCCCUCCGGUCUCACUCAGGACCAGAUUAUGUAA